Messenger RNA from Mytilus trossulus (common blue mussel), 1354 nucleotides. RefSeq lists its product as uncharacterized. NCBI's taxonomy places the organism in Eukaryota, Metazoa, Mollusca, Bivalvia, Mytilida, Mytilidae. Gene Ontology annotation, biological process: DNA integration; DNA recombination. The transcript has 2 exons. Gene Ontology annotation, molecular function: DNA binding. The record is from RefSeq and is a predicted model, not a curated record. Bases 219 to 1334 code for a protein of 371 amino acids.
UAUAACUAUCAUCGUAAUUCUUCUGAAGGGUAUAAUAACAAUAAAACUGGGAAUGGCAAAAGUCGUUUUUUAGACCAGCGAAACUCCUUCCCGAACAAACGAGGAAGAGGGGGGAGACAGUUCAACAAACCAAACAAUCGAUAAGUCCACAGCAUACUAGGAGCAGUAUUGAGGAAGAUUGUACAGGAUCAGGCAGAUGCAAUCGUAAUAGCCCCGUUAUGGCCAACUCAACCUUGGUUUCCAAAAAUUCUACAGUUGCUUGUGGAUUGUCUCAGAAUUUUACCAGUGAAGAAAUCACUUGUGACACUUUCGUUCAACAAAGCAAAAGUUCAUCCGCUCCUCAACAAACUUCACCUGACAGCGUUCAAAUUGUCCGGGGAUCAUUUGAAAGUCAAGGUUUAUCAAAAUCAGUUGUCGACAUUAUCAUGCAUUCAUGGCGAGACUCCACAAAACAACAAUAUUGGAGUUAUAUCAAAAAGUGGGUGUGUUUUUGUAUUGAAAAACAUGCUGAUCCCAUGUCAUCAACUGUAAAUUUAGUUUUAGAUUUUUUAGCAAAACUUUUCCAUUCAGGGAUAGGUUAUAGUGGACUUAAUACAGCGCGAUCUGCUUUGUCUUCAUUUAUGACACUUAAUGGACACGAUUCAAUUGGCAAACAUAAUUUGGUCAAGCGAUUUAUGAGAGGAAUAUUCCAAUUGAGACCUUCACUUCCAAGAUACAAUUUUACAUGGAACGUGUCCGAUCUACUUAAUUAUUUAGAUACGUUAGAAAAUAACAGUUUGACGUUAAAACAAAUUACUUUGAAAUGUGUUUCUUUAUUGUCUUUGUUGACAGCUCAAAGGUUACAGUCUAUUCAUUUAUUAGAUAUUCGUAAUUUAGAGUUUUCGAAUGAUAUUGUUAAGAUAAGAAUAGGUGACAUUUUGAAGCAAACUAAACCAGGAAAACAUUUAAAUGAAAUUGUUUUAGAUAGAUUUGUAAAUACAAAUUUGUGUAUUGUAACUUGUUUAAAAUUAUAUAUAAAAAUGACUGAAAAAUUUCGCGGGAAAGAAAAGAAAUUUUUUGUAAGUUUUGUAGCACCGUAUAAAGGUGUAAGCAAAGACACUAUAUCCAGAUGGAUGAAAACAGUUAUGAUAGCAGCUGGUAUAGAUUGCUCCGCAUUUAAACCUCACAGUGUGAGAUCAGCGUCUGUUUCUAAAGCUUGUAGUAAAGGUUUACCACUUUCGACAAUUUUACGCACCGCAGGGUGGACAAAUCAAUGCACUUUUCGGAAAUUCUAUAAUAAACCUGUAACCAUAGACACCAGUUUCUGUAAUGCGAUACUCAGUAAUGCAAUGUAAAUAUGUUGAUUAGAUAAAUG